Kazachstania africana CBS 2517 is the source of this 603-nucleotide messenger RNA. It is a transcript of the gene SAS5, whose product is annotated as Sas5p. The transcript has a single exon. Gene Ontology annotation, molecular function: histone binding. NCBI's taxonomy places the organism in Eukaryota, Fungi, Ascomycota, Saccharomycetes, Saccharomycetales, Saccharomycetaceae. Gene Ontology annotation, cellular component: Swr1 complex; NuA4 histone acetyltransferase complex. The record is from RefSeq and is a predicted model, not a curated record. The coding region runs from base 1 to 603 and encodes 200 amino acids. Gene Ontology annotation, biological process: regulation of transcription by RNA polymerase II; chromatin remodeling.
AUGCUAGACAAAGAUGGAAUGGAAGUACCGGCUACUAUUCUAUCAUUUUGUACAUUCUAUUUGCAUCCAACAUUUGAAAACCCAGUAAGAAAGAUAAGUACUAUUCCCUUCACACUAGAAGAAAGUGGAUGGGGUGAAUUCGACAUGAAAAUUGUUUGCCAUUUUAAAGGAAAAGCUGGUCAAUUUUCAAUAUAUCAUGAUUUGUCAUUCGCAGACAAUGCGUAUGCAGUGGAUUAUACGAUAGAUGUACCGUAUUAUUUACCUGAAUUUAGACCCUUUUUGGAGAAAGACUUUGACUUACCAGCAAUUGACGCUGACCCGGAACCAUACAAGGGAGGAACCAAAUGGCUACGUGAAGUUCCCUUUCUAGACGAAGAUCAAGUGACAGAAUUUGUUCAAAAAAUACUAAAUAAUAGUGCUGUUCAAUCAGAGGUUGAGAAACGUGACAAAAUGGAUACAUUUUACAUGUAUUUGGGGCAAUUACCAGAUGAUCUGAUUGAUGAACUUGGCUACUUCAUACAAAAUAGAGGAAUGGAAGAUUCAAAUGAUUCAAAAGCGCAACUCAAACAAGAAGAUGAUAGUGAAAUUUUUGGGGACAUAUGA